GCUGCACCUCCCUCCAGUUAUUCCUCACAUCUCAGCAGGUACCGGUGUCUGCUGGUUAACAAAAAUGUGGGUGAUCGUGUUGUUGGUCAGCCUGUUCCAGUUCAGUUCGGCCUAUGAUGUGGACCCGGAAAAACUGGAGGGGCUGGCGAGGGCGAAGGUGGAGUCUUGUGGUGGAUGACAGCUGAACAGACUCAGAGAGGUCAAAGCCUUCGUGGUCCAGGAUAUUCCUCUUUACCAUAACCUGGUGAUGAAGCACAUUCCUGGAGCUGACCCUGAGCUUGUCCUCCUGAACCAUUACUAUGAAGAACUAGAUCGCAUCGCUCUGACGGACAUGACCCGCUCUGAAAUUAAUGAGCUGCUGAGGAAACUGGGUUUCUACAAGAAAGCUCAACCAGAUGAUGAGGUCCCGGAGGAGUUUCGCUUCUCUCCGGCCAAAGACAGCCCUUUUAAAGACGAGCCCACUUCCAAACCCUCCAUUUCAGACGCAGCGAACACCUCCGAGCCCGAGGCAGAAGUCCAACACACUGACCUAUAACCUUCAAGGAUGGAUAAAAAUGAAGUUUGACCCACA
Molecule: messenger RNA, 571 nt
Organism: Nematolebias whitei (Rio pearlfish)
Lineage: Eukaryota; Metazoa; Chordata; Actinopteri; Cyprinodontiformes; Rivulidae
Gene: selenom
Product: selenoprotein M
Exons: 5
Cellular component (GO): endoplasmic reticulum lumen
Molecular function (GO): oxidoreductase activity
Source: RefSeq, a predicted model, not a curated record